This is a messenger RNA of Polyodon spathula (Mississippi paddlefish), 1012 nucleotides long. It is a transcript of the gene grcc10, whose product is annotated as gene rich cluster, C10 gene. The record is from RefSeq and is a predicted model, not a curated record. Lineage: Eukaryota; Metazoa; Chordata; Actinopteri; Acipenseriformes; Polyodontidae. The transcript is spliced from 3 exons. Gene Ontology annotation, biological process: post-embryonic development. The coding region runs from base 387 to 755 and encodes 122 amino acids.
CCGUGUCUGUGGGAGGAGAGCACAGGGGUGGGGACUGGGCUUGACCAUUCUCGCCUAUUUUAAUCGACUUUAGAAAUCUACUGACCUGGCUUGCUGUGAAUUGACACAAGCUUCGUUUUAAGCUAACCACGACCCAAUUGCAUUCAAGCAUAUAUAUAUAUUUUUUUUUUAAGUAUAAAUUACCCUGUAAUUAAAACAAUACUGUGCCCCCACCCACCGACCCCUCCCCCUCCAUCCUAAGCUCAAGUGCACGAAGGCAGAGCCGAGCUUCUCGUAUAUGUGCAAACCCGGGUGAAAUAACGCGAUCAGCCGCAUUGAAACUUGCAGAAGUGCACGCAGCAGACUGUCCGGUGAAGAGAGGCGUGCAGCCCCGGGUCCGAGAGAGCAUGGCUGCAGCGCAGAGUCAGCAAGGACUGCUGACUGUGGAACAGACCAAAGUGGUCCUGGCGGAGGUGCUCAAGGCUCUGGGCUCCCCCGACAGCGAGGCUCGGCUGCAGGAGGCUCGCGAGAGCGCCUGCAAUGACAUGGGGAAGAUGCUGCAGUUCGUGUUGCCCGUGGCGACCCAGAUCCAGCAGGAAGUCAUCAAGUCGUACGGCUUCAGCAACGACGGCGAAGGCGUCCUGAAAUUUGCCCGGCUCGUGAAGGCGUAUGAAACUCAGGACCCUGAAAUUGCUGCCAUGUCACUCAAACUGAAGUCCCUGUUCCUGCCGCCCAUGACAGCCCCACCCCUCGGAGGAGGAGUCCCGUCGUCAUAGGGAUAGAGGGGAGAGUCAUCACAGUAGCCCAGUCCAGCAGUCCUGUCUCUCCCUCCUCUCCUCUCGCUCUCCGCAGCAGCCCUGACAUUUCCAGUGGCCUCUGUUUUAGUUUAAAUUUCCAGUCAUUGCUCUAUUUUCUAUUUAUAUUACUGAAUCUGACUGAAUCUGUCUUGCUGUCUGUUUCCCAGGAAUGUUUGCAAGUUCACAUUGUUCUUGGAUAGGUCAAAUAAAAAAAUAUAAAAAUAAAAAAAGAUAAU